AUAUACAGACUGUUCCUGUAUCGUGCUCGCCCUACAAUUGUUCGCUAACUGCUUUAGUUACCCCAAUCUAACCUUUAAACUUCAGCGACUAAUUGGGGAAACAUGGCUGACGAUCUAGAUGAUUGGGAGACGGCUGAUAUUGAGUCGGAUUUGUCAAAGCCAGUGUCAGUGGCUGCUAAGCCGGCGCCGGCCUUUGAAACCAAGGGCGAGGCCAUUUUGGCGAUGAUCAAUGGACCUGUCAUGUCACAAUUUGAAGACGAGGAUAAAAACUUUACAGCGCCCGUGGCGCACAGCGUCCCAGCGCCACAGCCAAAGAAGAAGGAGGAAAAGAAGUACCGCGAGGAGCGUGUGGUGAUUGAUACCCCUCUUGACGAUCCAAUUGCGGAGAAGCUUCGGCAACAAAAGCUUGUGGAGCAGGCUGACUUUGACGCUGCUCGCGAGCUCUUUGGUGACGCGUCAACGCUAAAGCCCUUGGAAAGUUUCUUGCCAAAGACGCUGAAGGAGUUUGAGGAGUUUGCUGCCGAGAUUGUGGCGCGGCAUGUGGUCCUGCACCGGGAGUCCAAACACUACAAGGCGUUCGUGAAGGCUCUGGUCAAGGCGGCGGUGGAGCCCCUAGGGCCCGAGGAGGUGAAGGACGUGGAGACAUCGUUGGCAGGAGUACGGUCCGACAAGGCCAAGAAGAAGAAGGAAGACGAGGAAAAGAAGAAGGGCGUGAAGAAGACGCUCAACAUGGGGAAGCAGGGGCUCUCCGCGGGCCUGGACGACUACGUGUACGAGGACAACGGGGACGAGGACGAGGACUUCAUGUGAACCAAGAAUAAGGUCGGGAGCGCGUCGGUAUUGUCGAGCGGAUUUGUUACCUUUCCGGCAGUCGUGGAUGCUUACGAAUAGAGGAGCGUCGGGAGAUUGUACAGGGUUCGGAUCAUCCUACCCACGACGGUACAGCCGCUGUCCUACGGAGCAUGCGACGGCGGAUCGUUGUUUUAGCUUGUUGGGGUAUAUGGCGAAUCCGGUGCUUGCACGUCAAUGGUUAACAACACCUUCGCACCUGCGGCUUUGGGUUUUUCAGGUCCGCUUUGUCCGCUGCGUGCGGUGCAGUGACUCGGUACUUCGCGUACUUGACAGCAUCCCGGAACGCCGGCUCCGCAGUAGGUUUCGGGAAAUUUGUCUUCGGGAUUUGGAGUGGUGUGGUGUAGUUUAGGUUUUACAGCAGCUAGGCCAUGAAAUUGGAAGGAUCGUGUAGGCGCCAUGGGUCGUGGAUUUGCGCAUUCAGAAGGGCUCUCGCUCGUUACGAACGCUGAAAUUGCAGAGUGGGGAUUGCUGCGGAGGACGUUCACAUUUCGGUUCGUAACGCCAUUCUUGUUGAUUGUGGUUUUCGGCCCUAGCGGGCCUGGCUGGGUCCUGGGUCCUUUGCCGAUGGUGGGCCAUGGCAGGGACUCAGGAUACGCACCGCCUCAUAUAUUUUACACCACCUUUCAAAGGUGACUCUUACUACCUUAAACAGAUGGCAAUC
Volvox carteri f. nagariensis is the source of this 1513-nucleotide messenger RNA. It is a transcript of the gene eif3X, whose product is annotated as eukaryotic translation initiation factor 3-like protein. The transcript has 4 exons. NCBI's taxonomy places the organism in Eukaryota, Viridiplantae, Chlorophyta, Chlorophyceae, Chlamydomonadales, Volvocaceae. The coding region runs from base 103 to 810 and encodes 235 amino acids. Gene Ontology annotation, cellular component: eukaryotic translation initiation factor 3 complex; cytoplasm. Gene Ontology annotation, molecular function: translation initiation factor activity. The record is from RefSeq and is a predicted model, not a curated record.